AUGGAGAGCACCGACUCAUCGACCGGUUCACAGCAACAACCGCACUUGCCACCUGGAUUUCGGUUCCACCCCACCGACGAGGAGCUUGUGGUUCACUACCUCAAGAAAAAAACAGCUUCGGCUCCUCUUCCUGUGGCCAUAAUAGCUGAGGUUGAUCUCUACAAGUUCGAUCCUUGGGAGCUACCCGCUAAGGCCACGUUUGGGGAGCAGGAGUGGUACUUCUUUAGUCCGAGGGACAGGAAGUAUCCGAACGGCGCGAGGCCAAACAGGGCGGCCACAUCUGGGUAUUGGAAAGCCACUGGGACCGAUAAGCCUGUGUUGACCUCUGGGGGAACCCAGAAGGUUGGGGUGAAGAAGGCUUUGGUUUUCUACGGAGGGAAACCCCCAAGAGGGAUCAAAACUAAUUGGAUCAUGCAUGAGUAUAGGCUUGCUGAUAACAAGCCUAACAAUAGGCCUCCUGGCUGUGACUUGGGCAACAAGAAAAACUCUCUAAGGCUUGAUGAUUGGGUGCUGUGCCGAAUCUACAAGAAGAGCAACACGCAUAGGUCUCCCAUGGAGCAUGACAGGGAAGAUUCAAUGGAAGACAUGAUUGGAGGGAUUCCUCCUUCCAUCAACGUGGGCCACAUGAGUGGGAGGUAUCAUCUUUCAAAGAUGUCCACAGGCUACAGCAGUGCAUUGUUGGAAAAUGACCAGAACUUGUUGGAAGGGAUGAUGAUAGGUAACGGAUCAGUGAUGAAUACAAGUACUACUACUACUACUACACCUGGUGCCAUGUCAUCAUCUCAGUUGGGAGCCUCAAACUCCAAGGCAGAGCUUUCUUUUGUGCCAACCAUGACUCACUCUUCCAACACUUCUAAAAGAACACUGUCGUCGCUGUAUUGGAAUGAUGAGGAUGUGGCUGGCACCUCAUCAUCCAACAAGAGGUUCAAUUUGGAAAUUGGAGACAACAAUCAUGGGAGUGUUGUGAGAACUGAUCAAGAUAACGGCACUGCCACCUCUAUUGCCACUCUGCUUAACCAGCUCCCUCAAACCCCUUCAUUGCACCAACAAUCAAUGUUGGGAUCAAUAGGCGAUGGAAUACUUAGGACAACGUAUCAAAUACCAGGAAUGAAUUGGUAUGCUUAG
This is a messenger RNA of Sphenostylis stenocarpa, 1125 nucleotides long. The record is from the annotation of a GenBank genome assembly. NCBI's taxonomy places the organism in Eukaryota, Viridiplantae, Streptophyta, Magnoliopsida, Fabales, Fabaceae.